GCGAAGUCCAUCUCGCGACUGAAAUCGCGACCUCGCUCCUUCCCCCUCCUCGUCCGUACCGUCAUGCUCUUCGCCCUACCUCUGGUGGGCGUAGCCCUCACGGCGCUCGCCAGCGUUGCGCGCGCCGAUGUUGCCUGGGACGCGAAGCCGUUCAACCCGCAUUCCAUUCCUCUUGCAGUACGCAGCCCGUAUCUAUCGGCUUGGCUUCCGCAAGGGGCUGGCAAGGCCCUAAAUGAAGAGUGGCCGGCCUUCUGGACUGGAUCACCCCUCGGAUGGGCCGGGUUCGUCAAGGUUGAUGGCAAGGCGUACAGUUGGCUCGGCAACGGAAACGCUGGCGAUGCGACCUUUGAGCAUGCAUCGCAAAAGAGCUCCGAGUUCACCGCCACCCAGAGCACAUUUGUGCUUUCUGCUGGUCCGGUAGACCUGACCGUCAACUUCCUGAGCCCAGUCGAGCCCACCGACCUCGUAAAGGGCUCCCUCCCCUUCGCCUACGUCGAGGUCUCUGUUCAUGCCACGGACGGAGCCGCCCACCAGGUCCAAAUCUACUCCGACAUCAGCGCCGAAUGGGUCUCUGGCGACAGCUCCCUCCAGGCGACGUGGUCCACCCGCACUGGCGACAUCAUCACCCACCAAGCACAGCUCAAGGACCAGGCAGAGUACUCGGAGAACAACGACCACACCCAGUAUGGAUCGAUCUACUACUCGACGCCAUGGUCAAACAGCGCGACCUAUCAAACCGGCGCCGACGUCGCCGUCCGCGCCCAGUUCAUCAACAACGGUGUUCUUGCAAACACAGAGGACACCAACUUCCGUGCUAUCAACGAUAACUGGCCCGUUUUCGGCCUUGCGCACGACCUCGGAAGCGUCUUCGACGACUCGGUCCUCUUCACCAUCGGCCACGUCCGCGACCCCGCUAUCCAGUACGCUACUGCGGGAAACGUCCUCCAGGACCGUUCCCUCUACGCAUGGAGUGCCUACGGGUCCGUCGAUGACAUGAUCUCCGCAUUCCUCGGCGACUACUCCAACGCCCUCGCCAGCGCGCAGGCCUUCGACGCCAAGCUCCAAUCGGACGCAUCAGCCGUUUCCGACGCCUACGCCGCCAUCUGCGCGCUCUCCAUCCGGCAGGCCUUCGGCGCGGUCGAGCUCACGAUCUCAAAAAACGGCGACGGAUCGUGGAAUACGGACGAUGUGCUGCUGUUCAUGAAGGAGAUCUCGAGCGAUGGGAACAUGAACACGGUAGAUGUCAUCUUCCCGGCGUGGCCGAUCCUCCUCUACACUAACCCGGCACUGGGCAAGUACCUCCUUGACGCGCUGUACCGCUACCAGGAAAGCGGCCUCUACCCGAACAAGUGGAGCAUCCACGACAUGGGCUCGAGCUACCCGAAGGCUCUCGGCCACAACGACGGGAAGGACGAGGCGAUGCCGGUCGAGGAAUCCGGCAACAUGCUCAUCAUGGCGCUCAGCUACACCCAGAAGACGGGCGAUCUCUCCAUGAUCCAGGACCAUUCCGCCCUCCUCGACCAAUGGACGCAAUACCUCAUUGAGGACUCUCUCAUCCCGGGGGACCAGCUCAGCACGGACGACUUCGCCGGCCACCUCGAGAACCAGACGAACCUCGCGAUCAAGGGCAUCGUCGGCAUCGGCGCCAUGGCUGAGAUUGCAAAGCUCCUCGGCGAUGAUGAUAAGGCGAACAACUAUAGCUCAAUUGCGAAGGACUACGUGAGCAAGUGGCAGACAUACGCCACGGCCUCCAGCGGCGACCACUUGACGCUGCAGUAUGGUCAAGACGAUACGUGGGGUUUGUCCUACAACCUCUUCGGCGACAAGCUGCUCGGGCUUGGGCUUUUCCCCGACUCGAUCUACGAGAUGCAGACGGCUUGGUACGACAAGGUCAAGGCUCAGUACGGUGUUGCGCUGGACACGCGUCAUGGCUACACCAAGUCUGACUGGGAAAUCUGGACCUCGGCCUGGGUCACCGACAACAGCGUCCGCGAUACAUUGAUCCAGGGUGUCUACGAUUGGGCUUCCAGCGGAUUGAGCGAUGAACCCUUUGGUGAUUGGUACGAGACGGCCGACCUCAAGGCUGACGGCUUUAGGGCCCGCCCUGUUGUCGGUGGCCACCUUGCACACCUAAUUCUGUAACAAGGGACUAAGCUCUCCUACUUUGUAGUAGUAGGGGCGGAUCUGUGCAUUUCCGUCUAAUCAGGCACAUGGGACUCGUAUUUAUUCAGGCUAUAUACUAACUUCGGUACUUGAACCCGUGUAAGGAGCUUCUUCUCUGUC
This is a messenger RNA of Schizophyllum commune H4-8, 2283 nucleotides long. Its product is annotated as DUF1793-domain-containing protein. The transcript is spliced from 16 exons. Lineage: Eukaryota; Fungi; Basidiomycota; Agaricomycetes; Agaricales; Schizophyllaceae. The record is from RefSeq and is a predicted model, not a curated record. Gene Ontology annotation, biological process: carbohydrate metabolic process. The coding region runs from base 64 to 2142 and encodes 692 amino acids.